AAGCUCGGUAUAUCGGACCAGAUCUGAUGCCUUCUAGUUGUUUGCAGCCAGCCAGGUCUCGUGAACACUUCCGGGCUCUCCCAUGGGCCGGAUCCAACGAUGGGUGCAAAUUAAGAGGUAAGCAAAAUUCUCGACAUCACUGCAAGCCUGCGAAACACUCUGGGAGCGUGGAAACGCCUCUCGCGGACUCGCAAUACAACAAAAUGUGCUAUCUUCCCUCAAUGGAUUAAAGAGAUGUCUCAAGCCAGCCUGUGCGCCGACGCUGCCGAUCGGACAAAUCUUAACUAUGAGAAUGCGCCUGCUUUGCCUCCUCCACUGCUUUCCCCACUAAACAGAUUCACGACCAGGGCAGACAUAGACGAAAAUGGCCGCAUCAAUAUUGACAUCACACGGACUAACACUAUCAACUCUGACCAUCUCUAUCCUCAGCUUCAGAGCCACCUGGAGAGAAUUGUGGAUACAGAUGGAUCUUCCUCGGAAGGGUCUUCGCGGCCGCUUCCCCAGCUAAACGUCGUGAUCCAGAUCGUAGGAUCAAGAGGCGAUGUUCAGCCGUUCGUCGCCCUGGGAAAGGUGCUUCGGGACGUUCACGGCCAUCGCGUCCGUAUCGCCACACAUGCCGUUUUCAAGUCAUUCAUCGAAGAACAGGGAUUGGAGUUCUUCAACAUCGGCGGCAAUCCCGAAGCCUUGAUGAGAUUCAUGGUCAACAACCCUGGGCUCCUCCCUCACUACGAGAGCCUGCGCAGCGGUGAGGUUUUGAAGCAACGAAGGUGUCUCUAUGAAAUUCUCAAGGGAUGCUGGAGAUCAUGUAUCGAGGCAGGCGACGGAAUGGGACCACGACCAACGAAUGACGACUAUGCGAGCCUCUCAAAAUGGAGUCACAGUCGGCCGAACGCGAGGCCUUUCGUUGCAGACGUUAUUAUUGCAAAUCCCCCGAGCUUUGCCCACGUGCAUUGCGCAGAGAGGCUAGGGAUCCCAUUACAUCUGAUGUUUACUAUGCCAUGGACGCCAACGCAAACAUUCCCUCAUCCACUUGCAAUCAUACGCUCUUCAAGCUUGGACAAAGGAUUGGCUAAUAUGCUAUCCUAUGUCCUUGUCAACAGGGUGAUUUGGCAUGGUCUAGGAGAUGUCAUUAAUCUCUUCCGUCAGCGAUGUCUCCAUUUAGAACCUCUCAGCAUUAUUUGGGCUUCCGGGAUAACUCAUAGCGAUGAUAUACCCUUCACUUAUGCGUGGUCUCCAGCUCUGCUGCCAAAGCCUCCUGACUGGGGUUCCAAUGUUUCUGUGGCCGGAUACUUCCAAUUACCGCCAUUGGCCGCUGCACCGAAAGUACCUGAACGGUUAUUGAAGUUCUUGGCAGACGGUCCUCCUCCAGUUUAUGUUGGGUUUGGCUCCAUUGUCGUGAAAGAUCCCGAAAAGAUGACGAAGAUUAUAUUUGACGCCAUUGCAGAGGCAGGUGUUCGUGCACUGGUCUCGGUUGGAUGGGCCGGCCUUGGGAGCGGAGAGGUACCAGAAAACGUCCAUAUUAUAUCCGAUAUUCCGCACACCUGGCUCUUCGACCAAGUCUGCGCAGUCGUGCAUCAUGGAGGCGCCGGAACCACGGCAGCCGGUCUCUUGGCCGGAAAGCCAACGGUCAUAGUACCUUUUUUUGGGGACCAGUUCUUCUGGGGGAAGAUAGUCGCCCAAGCCGGCGCCGGACCACUUCCCGUUCCCUACAAGUCGUUAACAGCAAAGCGGCUGGCCACCGCCAUUACACAGGCCUUGCUGCCUUCCACCUUGGCGACCGCUCAAAGACUAAGGGAACGAAUGCGACACGAGCGCGGAAGUGAAACCGGUGCUGAGAUCUUCCAGGCCAAGUUACCGGCGGCCAAACUGCGAUGCUCGAUUCUCCCACGUCGUGCAGGAAUUUGGAAAGUGAAGAAUACACGAAUCCGACUCAGUGCGCUCUGCGCGACCACCCUGAUUAAGGAAGGAAUACUGCAGGAGGAUGAUCUCGAACUAUAUCGAUCUCAGGAAUACGAGCUCGAGCAUGGGCCGUGGGGCCCGAUUUCCGGUACCCUGUCCACAUUAGUCAGUGCUGUUGGGCGAUUAACCCAAGAAUUCGUCGAAUUGCCAAUCAACUUGGUGCAGACUUUUCAAACACCCAAGCCGGAAACUGCUGGGGCUUGUGAUUCGCUGUCCCCAGGCAGCAUUUGUCCCUUGACGAUUUCCUCGACGUCGCCGCCGUCGUCGCCGACCCCUCCUUUGGAGAACGACAGGGCACUCCGACCGCUUGAUUCUCGCACCUCGUACGUUUCAGAAUUAUUACAGAGACGAGCCGUCAACAAACAACUCGAAGCCGAGCUUUGCGGCUCUUUUGACCGUCGACCGCCUUCUCGCCGUGCCCGACGUGAGGGUCAAAGCCUUCAAAGGGACGGAUCAAGCCCGAUUUUGCAAACCAUGGCAGACAUUUCUGUUGACAUAUCGUCCAACUUGGCGUCUUCGCUGACCAACAUCGCCGACGUGUGCCUCAAGUUCCCCGCCAAACUAACCAUGUCCAUCGCGCUCGGGUUCCACAACGCGCCCAAGCUGUACGGCGACAAGACCGUCCGCCAACCUCCUUCGACACGGGUGAAGACAUUCAAACAUGGACUCGAGCACGGCGCACGGGAGUUCCAGACCCAGCUGUCCGACGCCGUCACUGGGGUGGUGCUGCUCCCGCUCCACGGCGCCAGAGACGGGGGCAUCGUAGGAUUCACCAAGGGUCUCGGACUGGGAGCCGGUGGACUUGGCCUCAAGGCCAUGGCGGCACUGUUUGGGUUUCCAGCGUACACGCUAAAGGGACUCCACAAGGGAUUUCGGUGGCGCGAGGCCCUGGAUUUUGACCAGUAUAUCCACGCGGCGAGGAUGGCGCAGGGCGAGGAGGAAUGGAACAAGGCCACAGUGGAGGAGAAGAACGAUAUCGUACGGCGCUGGGACGAGCUCGCCCCGGUGGUUUAACAACGAUUGUGGAAGGACGAAUACGCAUGCAGAUGUCCAGUCAGGUUGAAUCCAGGGAGAGGAAGUGAUUGGUGCGCUGAAGACAAACUGCUGGGUGGAAUCCAGCGACCUUUGAACGACUCGGUUAUAUACCCAAACAUUCUUGUUUCCGGGUGAUAGUCGCUAGAGAGGGCCGAAUUAAGUGGCGUCCAUGGUUAGGUGGCAAAGUAGAGGCCAUGUGACUGUGGACUUGCCAUAGACCCUACAAGUUUCAUUGAGGACACACUCGAUCUCCA
Messenger RNA from Cladophialophora immunda, 3248 nucleotides. RefSeq lists its product as uncharacterized. Gene Ontology annotation, biological process: carbohydrate metabolic process. Gene Ontology annotation, molecular function: UDP-glycosyltransferase activity; hexosyltransferase activity. The transcript has 5 exons. NCBI's taxonomy places the organism in Eukaryota, Fungi, Ascomycota, Eurotiomycetes, Chaetothyriales, Herpotrichiellaceae. The coding region runs from base 235 to 2973 and encodes 912 amino acids. The record is from RefSeq and is a predicted model, not a curated record.